Molecule: messenger RNA, 1358 nt
Organism: Mucor mucedo
Lineage: Eukaryota; Fungi; Mucoromycota; Mucoromycetes; Mucorales; Mucoraceae
Exons: 3
Coding region: 109-1125 (338 amino acids)
Source: RefSeq, a predicted model, not a curated record
AGAAUGUUCUUUUUAAAAUAAAAAAAAAAGAAUUAUCACGAUAUAUAUUACAGGGUCUUGAAAUGACUGAUAAUAAUAUGUAUUUUCUUUAUCCUAGUUAUUUUAUACAUGAAAAGUCUAUCAGUUAGAUCCAUUGCAGCAAUCGCUCUAGUCAACAUUGGCCUUGUUUAUGGGGCCGAUGGAAAUAUUAACGGACUCAGAUCACCACAGUGUGUAGAAGAUUUAAGUCGUUUACAAGUCGACUUGUUGCAACACUUUAAUGGUAUUUUCGGUACCUUUUCGGCCACAAAAGAAACAGAAGAAACGGAAGAAACGGAAGAAACGGAAGAAAUAUCUAAAGCGUCAGUCUACGGUCCUAUCGCAGCUCUUAAUAUUAACUCAACGGGAUACGACUACAAUACGAAUUCAAAGAGUAAUUGUGAAGACUACAAUGGUAUCUCAAGGUUGGGCUUAAUGGCUAAAGCAGCCCAUGUAAAUGGAGAUGUAUAUGGCGAAAUAUUUAAUGAGGAAGGAAGCAUCAACACAGCUAAUCAGAAAAACGAAUGCGGAAUGAAUUCUAUAGACCGCUCUGUAACCAAGCCCGACGAUUUGUCUUCAAGCUUAUGGUCUUUUGCCCCAUCAUCAAUCAAAAAGACAUCUCGUAAAUUGGCAUCUUUCGAAUCAGAUACUUUUAUAAACAGAAACAAAGGUCUGGUAUCGAAAUCAGAUGUGCGAUCGUUUCAUGGAUAUCGUAUUCUCAAACUUCCAGCCUGCUCAGAUGACAUAUGCAAACCAUUUGACCCAAACACAGAGAUCACAACAGCUAUUUUAAAAAGUAGACAUUCAGCAUUGAACACCCCAUUCCAAAACAUUCUUCCGACAGAAAUGAUCGUUUUUAAUGUUCCUGUUUAUGUCAACCACACUUUCACUAUAACCACAUUAGACGUGAACAAAAAUAUUUCGCCUUGUCAGGCUAUUUUUAACUUUUACCCUGUCGAUGCAUCAGGUGCGUAUGAUAGUAAUCCCUCUUCUACUUUUACUUUGGUGAGAGCACCUGAUGUAAAAAUAGCCGGUACAAUUUUAGCACCUCAAGGUAAUAAACCAACAGAAAUACGAGACAUUAUGUUGAUAAAAAAUUAUAAUUAGCCAAUAUUAUUGAUGGCUCCACCGGCUACUUUGGAGGUCAACUUAUUACGCUUCAAAACUACGAAGGACAUGGUGCGGAUAUCAAAGACUUCAAAUCUGUUUCUAACGGAGAGUGUUCAUCACGCUCUAUUUGCUGGCCUAUUAAUGUCACACACGUGGUUGUUGAAGUGGUCAAAGUGUCCACGUCGAAAACCCUUGUAUCCACUGUAACUGAAAUCACAGAUGAAAACGGU